UAACACUUCCUAUGCUCUGGCCAUUUCCUUCGACUAUUAGCAUUUUAGCCUCAACACAGUCAUGGCAUCAUCAUCUCUGGUUUCAGAGCCCUGAGGUUCAGACUCGGUGAUUUGCCCAGGGUCACCUAGCUAAUGAGUGAGUAGCCCUGCCCGAAGUCACACACACAUACUCUGACCUCAUGCCCCUGGCUCCCCUCCACCACUGCUGCCUCUCGCUUUACUGGUACUUUAUCUCAGAGGCAAGGGAGCUCUCAGAGGGCCACGUGCUGGCCCAACCUAAAAAUAGCUCCCAUUUAUCAAGCACUUCGCUCUACUCUGCUAAGCACUUUGCACAGAUUACCUCUUCUAAUCCUCACAACCACCCUAUGGGCAUUACCGUCUCCAUUUUACAGAUGAGGAAACAGACCUGAGAGAGACUGUGAUGUGUGGCAAGUCGCACAAGCUAGUUGGUGAUGGAGCCAAAAGUGAGUCCAGGUAGUCCAGCUCCAGAGGGCAGACUCUACCUUCCCCACCACUAGGGGGGUGGCGGAGGGGAUGGGGACAGACCCUGAAAAGGGCGAGUUGACAAGACUUUACAGCUCCCUGAACACGGCACAGAGAGAGGGGCCGUUAAAGGUGAAAGGUGUGCGUGUGAACCGCUGAGCCUGCUAAGCCAGGAGCCCCAUUGUAUGAUCUGUGUGCGGGGCCAGGGGAGCUGUUUGAAGCUCAAAGCCUACCACACCCACCCCCACCCCACCCCCGGGCUGUGUGAGCGGGCCACCUCAGUCCUCUUGCGGCUAUUCUGGGCUGCUGUCUGAUCUCCCUCUCUUCCCCAGCCCCUACUUCAGCCCUUCUGCUGGGAGUAGCCGGGUGGGGAAAGGCCAGGCCAGUUACAUAAGCCCAUGGCUGGGACCCCGGAGGCCAGGCUGGAGAGCAGGUGCUUAGCCCCUCCCUCACCACCAACAGUGAAAAUCUCCCUCUGGAGCCCAGCCUCCAGGCAGCCCAGCAUGGAGGCAGCCACAGCUCCGGAGGUGGCCUCCUCAGGAUCCACACUGAAGGUGAAAGAAAUGAGCCCAGCGGAUGCAGAAGGACCCCCAGCUUCACCUCAACAGGAGGCCGGCAGCCCCAUUCCCCAGCUCCUGUCCCCUAUAGAAGAGCACCCCAAGAUCUGGCUACCUCGAGCCCUGAGGCAGACCUAUAUCCGGAAGGUCGGAGACACCGUGAACCUACUAAUCCCAUUCCAGGGCAAACCCAAACCUCAAGCCACCUGGACACAUGAUGGCUGUGCCUUGGAUGCCAGCCGUGUGAGUGUGCGCAAUGGGGAGCGGGACUCCAUCCUCUUCAUCCGAGAAGCCCAACGUGCUGACUCAGGUCGCUACCAGCUCAGCGUGCGGCUGGGCGAGCUGGAGGCCACUGCCACCAUUGACAUCCUGGUGAUCGAGAGGCCAGGCCCUCCUCAGAGUAUCAAGUUGGUGGAUGUUUGGGGCUCCAAUGCUACUCUGGAGUGGACACCUCCCCAAGACACAGGCAACACGGCACUCCUCGGAUACACCGUGCAGAAGGCUGACACAAAAUCUGGGCUGUGGUUCACGGUGCUGGAACGUUAUCACCGCACCAGCUUCACAGUCUCCAACCUCAUCGUGGGCAACUCCUAUGCAUUUCGAGUCUUUGCUGAGAACCAGUGCGGGCUCAGUGAGACAGCCCCCAUCACUGCUGACCUUGCCCACAUCCAGAAAGCAGCUACCCUUCGCAAGACUGGGGGGUUUGCACAGCGAGAUUUCUCUGAAGCCCCAAAGUUCACCCAGCCUCUGGCAGACUGCACCACGGUCAUGGGCUAUGACACCCAGCUCUUCUGCUGCGUCCGCGCCUCUCCCAAGCCAAAGAUCAUCUGGCUGAAGAACAAGAUGGAUAUCCAAGGCAACCCCAAGUACCGAGCCCUCACUCACCUGGGAAUCUGCUCUCUCGAAAUCCGCAAGCCCGGUCCCUUUGAUGGGGGCAUCUACACCUGCAAGGCAGUUAACCCCCUGGGGGAGGCAUCUGUGGACUGUCGGGUGGAUGUGAGAGCUCCUCACUGAGGCUUCCAAAGAAGAUUAGGGCAACUCUGACAAAGUAUAAGUUGGAAAAGAGGAUGCACAUCCAUCACAGAGAUGCAGACAGCAGAACACACAUAUACGUACAUAGCUAAUUAAAGACGAAGCACUAAGACUUGAGGGCUGGGAGACACUGAAGAAAUUGGAGCAGAGUCUCACUAAGCCUUGGGGAAAGAAUAAAGGUGAGGUGCUCUUGCUUACAUGUUUGCUUUCAUUCUCAUAACAAGUAAGAUAUUAAAGCCAUUCUGUAAUGGAAUCUGCAAAAGACAGCAACAGUUCCCCCCAUCUUGGCUAGCAAAGGGCAUCGUGCUCUUCCCAAAGAGUUGGGGUCUGUUCCCCUCCCCUCGCAUCUGGGCUGACCAUGUGACCUGCUUUAACCAAAAGAAUGUAGUGGAGGUGAUGCUGUGCCAGUCUGGGCCUAGACCUUAAGAGGUCUAGUAGUUGAAUCUCAGGACAGAUUUCCAAAUUAUGAGAGGCCGCAUGCAGGACAACCCAGCAUCCCAGCUGACAGCCAGCACCAUAGCCCUAGAUACAUGUGGCUGCCUGAGACCUUUCAGCGCUAGUCAAGUCCAAUCCACUGGGACUGGAGUAGAGAGGUCAUGGAGUAGAGACAGGUCCUCCUGGCAUGACUGUCUGUAAAAUCAAACUGUAAAAUCAUGAGAUCUGGUGUUUUGAGCCCUAAAUACUAGGGUGGUUUGUUACACAGUAGCACGUAACUGAAAUAGUCUUCUCGACAUCAGACACUGAACGUCAGGCUUUAUCACUUUUAAUCUCUAUUUUCCAAAUGGGGAAGUUGAAGUUCAUAAGCUGCUCCAAGUCACGAAGCUGGUAAAUUAGCAGAGCUAGGAUUGGAACCAGGUCUGCCUGACUUCAAGCUUUCUCUCUUUCCUCUCAUCUCUUUCACCCAAGCGACGCUCAACUGUAGCAGGUCUGGGGGGUGGGAUCAUGGGUUGUAAGAAAGAAAAGACCGCUAGGAGGCAGUAAAUCUUAGGCAAGGCUUUGAAGAGGAGGAGGGUGUGUUUCGGCUGAGAAAACUGAGACAGGCUUUUCUGUUCACACCAAAGGUCUAUUUUCAGCUGAGGCAAAUGUCUAUUCCAGCCUUUCUCAACUGGAACACUAUGAGAAUGCCCCAAUGCCCCCCAAGACAUCCAUUAUAUGUCAUGAUUAACUUUUUCCACGCAUCCAGAAUGUCACUAGUUAUGUAGCAUCUUGGGAAAACUGAGAAACUAGCCACACAAAUUAUUUGUACGGUCAAAUGCCCUUGCGGGACCCCUUGCUGCAACUGCCAGGUUGGGGAGAGAGGGGGACCAGAGUCCAGAGCCAGCUAGUCGGGGACACAAUGGCCAGGAGGCCUCCCUUCAGCUGAAGCAGGGCCGGGGUCAGGAAGGAGUGGAAUACACCCAGCUACAAUGCCCUAAGGAUCAGUUAGACCUCUGGCCUCAGCCCACGGCCCCACGCCUCUGCUAUCAAAGUACUCAAGGUUCCUAUACGCUGAACCUUCACGGUGAAGGAAUAAAAUCUUCACGCUGAACAAGACUUCCAGUCAUAGUUAAUCUUCCCACAUUCAAGAAGAACUGUACUGGAAUCCUUAAUUUUGUCAUUUAUGCCCUCAACACUAGGGAGUUCCUUCUGAAGUAAGGUCUACCACGUGCCAGGGAGGGGGUGUAAUCUCUUCAUUAAUUCGUCUAUUCACUAUUUAUCCAAAAUCUUGAACAUCUGUUCAUAGAUGUCAUUUUAGGGGUUGGGCUGAGGGGGACAAAUAAUUCCCAGGUUAGUGGCCUUAGGCUGAGUAAAGAAUUCUUGUGCCUGAAAUCUAUAUUUUCUGGUUUUGUUGUUAUUCUGAUGGAGGAGAAAGUAGUUCAAUUGCUUUUUUUCUGGUACUGCAACAGCUUUCAAAAUCAUAACUGGGUGACAGGAAAUUGGAGAUGAGUUUCCAUAGGAGGAACUAACUUCCAAUUUGCUACAACUACGUCCCCACUCACCUGAGGU
Molecule: messenger RNA, 4058 nt
Organism: Neofelis nebulosa (Clouded leopard)
Lineage: Eukaryota; Metazoa; Chordata; Mammalia; Carnivora; Felidae
Gene: MYBPHL
Product: myosin binding protein H like
Exons: 9
Coding region: 882-2054 (390 amino acids)
Molecular function (GO): protein binding
Source: RefSeq, a predicted model, not a curated record